This is a messenger RNA of Amoebophrya sp. A25, 783 nucleotides long. NCBI's taxonomy places the organism in Eukaryota, Dinophyceae, Syndiniales, Amoebophryaceae. The record is from the annotation of a GenBank genome assembly.
GUUGCAGUCAUGGGUGGAAUAGUUUUGCCGCUAUUUGGCUCAGCGAUCAUACGGCUGAGAGCGUUUUGGUACAAAAAUCAUCAUUUUGUUCAUCUACACUGUAUUAGAAAUAGUUGAACUUGAAUCUUCGUUUACUUGUUAACAUGCUCCUGAGUCUACUCCAGGCUCCUCAUGACUGUUAAAAGAUACAGUUGCGAAGCUGGAACAAGUGUAGAAGAAGUACAUUUCGACAACAAUGAAUGUGAUGGAUACCGAUUUUUAUACCAGUCUCUGCAAUUGUUGUAAGUGAUGAAUCAUGGAAGCCACAGCCAGUAGAGUACGAUUUUUAACAGGUAUUUGCAACCGUAUAUCAACGAGGCAUACAUGGGCCUCGCACAAGGACUGAUUACCAGUCUUAUGGGCGCUGCAGUUUUUCUAGCAACGGGCUACGACGGUGUCUGGGGCCAAGGCGGUCAUAGCCUUUAUGAACAAACGUGUUGUAGUUGUACGUAGUAUAAUAAAUUUGUACGUUCGCGACAGGUACAGGACAUCGAGUCGUGAUUGUAAAAUCUUGAAUGCACAACGCGUUUCUCAUGAUUGUAAAAUUUUGAAUGAUCUUCUAGGCGUUUCUCAUGAUCCUUGGAAACAAGUCGUAUUGCCUCUCUUAACAUUGUCAUACCUACUAGUGAUCCUUGCAGCUACUUGGAAGUUUACCCCCUUCCUUCAAAUCCAAGAAAUGUUCAUAGUCGACUCCAGAUGAUCGAGAAUAUACGGGAUCGGCCGAGGGAAGUUCAGGCUGAAGAA